CCACUACGGACGCUAUAUCAUCGGCUUUUUUUAGAAUGGCCCCAUCCAUCCAUCUCAUUGUUGCUGCGACCCUCUCUGGACGUAACGACCAGAGGCGCAAAGUGUGUGUGGCAGGCCCCAAGUAAUUGCAGUACCUUAUUACCGCUGCCGCAUGAACCGGCCAAGGCAAAUGCGAAACCAAAGGCCACGUCCACGACAAUUCAUGGAACACGCCUCGGACCUUUUUUGCUCUUGUUUCCGGUUUAUCAUUUCUUGGUUCGUUGCUCCAUCACCUCGUUACCCCUGUCCCAAUUGACCCAGGUUAGCUCUCGACUGAGUUUACGAGUGUAACAAACGUUUUUCGCGCCCACGCUAACGUGGCAUCCCACCCCCACACUAAAGGAUGCCCUCAUGUCACCCUCGAGUAUUAGUCCGAAUGCCCGAAUCUAUUGUGCUGAGCGUGCUACCACGGUGCCAUUGUAACCCCAGCUGCCCAUUCUAAAUAACAACGCCGCGAUGCCCCCAGCCCCGUUCAACCCCGUUUGUUUCCUCCACCGUAUCUCUGACCUGGCCAACGCAGACCUUUCAUACUUGUAGAUUCGCCGCACGAGCUCUUGUCUGCAGAACAACUCGGACAGCCUCUGACUUCUGCCUCCAGCUCUCGCGUGAGAGGCUGACCGCUACGCCAAUCGCCUCCAACGACUACAGUUUCGACGGGGUUUUAGUCCCUUUUGCCAUUGCGUCACCUUCUUUAUAUAUGCGAUUUCCAGAUAUUCGCCAAGAUGCCUAAUAUUUCGCCUGGCGCAACGAUUGCUGCUCUGUUGCUGAGCCGCCAUGCUCACGCCGCCCCCUCGCCGCCAUCAGAGAAUGGCGUGGGCUACCUCCAUAUUCCUGUGACAGCUGCCGACCAGCUUCCGGGAACGGAUAUUAACAAGAGAGCUACCGGAGGCUCUAUUGAACAGAUUUUAACAAACCAGCAGCUGUUUUAUUCUGCCAAAGUGGGUUUGGGAUCGCCGCCACAACAGGUUACGGUUUUAGUCGAUACUGGCUCCAGCGAGCUAUGGGUCAAUCCAGACUGUUCCACAGCUACCAGCGACAUUCUUUCAAAGUUAUGCAAAACCUAUGGUCACUACGACCCUAAUAAAUCUACAACACCAGCUAGAGGCCCCCUUGGCAACAAGACGAUACGAUACGGCGACCCAUCUGAUGCCUCUACGCACACCUCUGUUUCUAUCGAUUAUUACUCCGACAGCUUAUCCUUUGGCAGUGCUGGCAUUACCAACCAAACGUUUGGCGUUGUUACCAAGAGUGUCGGUCAAUCGCAAGGCAUCCUUGGCCUCGCUCCGGAUCUUCAAUAUGGCUUCACCGGCAAGCCAUAUAAUCUCGUUCUCAGCAGCAUGGCACAACAAGGUUUAAUCAAUAGCGCGGUGUUCUCCCUUGACUUGAGACAUAUGGAGUCAAAGACCGGUUCCAUCAUUUAUGGUGGCAUUGAUCGCAACAAGUUUGUCGGAACUCUCGAACGGCUACCACUUGUUCCCGGCUCCCAGGGCGAAUUCCGCCUGUCUGCUCAGAUGAGCUCCUUUGGCGUCACCCGCACCAAGUCACAGACCAUUAAAGUCCAAGGCAACUCCAGUGUGGUCAUGUUCGAUUCAGGAACUAGCUUCUCACGCCUGCGACGCGAGGUUGCCCUACCCAUUAUCGAGGCUCUUGGUGGCCGCCAAGUCACCAACCGCGUCGCAGUGGAUUGUUCGAUUCUCGACACCCAGGGCAGUGUUGACUUUGGAUUUGGCAACACGAUUAUUCGAGUUCCUUUCAAGGACUUUAUUGUGGCUGUCAGCCCGACCGAAUGCUAUGCCGGCCUCGUCAUCACAAACGACAACCAGAUCCUAGGCGACACCAUCCUUCGCGCCGGCUACUUUGUCUUUGACUGGGAAAACAGAGCGGUACACGUUGCUCAAGCCGCCAAUUGCGGUGAUAACGAUAUUAUCACCGUUGGAAAGGGCCCUAGUGCCGUUCCCAAGGUCACUGGUAACUGCCAGGAGUCGGAUCUUUUAUACUCUGUCGGAUCGUCGACAAUCACAGCAGCCGCUCCCAUCAAGACUGUCGGAUCGGGCACAGUACCAUCAUUUCCAACAAAUACAAACGCCAGGCCAAACGAUGCCGGGCAGACCAAGUCCAGCAAAAGCUCUGGAAAUCGUGUUGGCUCUGCCCCGUGGCUGAUUAUCUCCUUGGUUGCCACGACCAGCCUACUCAUGGCUCUGUGAAUCUGACGAAACAACAUAACGAACUCUAUUUAUAUUCAACGUAUACUUCAACGAUACCAUGUACUAUGAUACCCUUUUUGCAUUCAAGGUGUACGACUUCAAGAGCCAGGUGCGACAGACUGUUGGUAACAGUCAUUAUUUCGAUUUUAGGAUUGGCAUUCUCGGACCAGUUCUAUUUGAUUUAGCGAGUAUAUAACGACCGACUUUAAUGCAAUUUAUUAUUCAUUUUGAAUCACGAAGUUUGCCUGUGGUCUACGCGUCCGUUAUACUUGAAACCAACGACCACUACAAGAGAGCUCACAAAAGCCAUCCAAAAAUAAUCAACAGAGGUAAAUUUCAUGGAGGACUAGUUUCCAAAAACGAUAAGCCUUGUGCUAUUAUUAUUCUAUUAGGAUGCGGUUCCGUGUAUGUACCCGCCGAUUUACAAGCUAUCCUGGUUCUCGCUCUCACACUCCGUCACCUUGUAAGUGACGGUGUCGUUGCCGGUCUUCCAGACCUUGGGCUUAAAGUCAAGGUAGACAAGCUCGUUCUUCUCGGGCUUCCACUGGCCAUUGGUAUCGCGGUAGUAAACAAUCUCGCUGCUGCCGGCAUCGCGGACCUCAACAGUAGUGUGGGAGAGGGUGCCGUCAGUCGUCCACUCGAGGUUGUAGCAGCCGCCCUCGGCAACGAGGAAAGGCUUGGUGCAGCGGAUGUUGCCCUCCUUGUCAAGGCACUUCUCAAUGGCGUAGUCCAUGACUUCGCCCUUGGAGACGGUCUCGCCUGUAGAAAAUUUUAGUUAGCAUGGAUCGUGGUGUGCAGGGCCCGUGUAAACCGUACCAAGAAGGCCGAGCGCAGACAGGCCGGCGGUAAGAAGCUUCUGGGGAUCAGCGAUAUACAUUUAUAAGAUUAAAAGUGGUUAGGAAGAAAAUGAAAAUAAUGAGUGUGGUAAGUUUGGCAAUUAAAUAACAAAGAGGAUUUGAAACGGCCUUAAAGGGAGACCGCCGGGCAUGUUUAGAGCCGUGCACGCCUGUAGAUGGCCUGUAAAAGCCGGUUUUGGCUACUCGAUGACGACUACUUGCAAAGUGUGGCGCCAAACAAGCC
[Torrubiella] hemipterigena is the source of this 3323-nucleotide messenger RNA. Lineage: Eukaryota; Fungi; Ascomycota; Sordariomycetes; Hypocreales; Clavicipitaceae. The record is from the annotation of a GenBank genome assembly.